AUGUUCUCAGCUGGCUCUCAGGACAGAUGUCCCGAAUUCCCGGUUUUUCGUGUCCUUGAUUUUACGACGUCUCAUAAACCUAACAAGCCUGUCGGAGGUCUGGGAGCAGACGGAGAUCAAUCGAUUCCGAUGGAAGUGGGUAUGAUCAACGACGAAGUGGUUUCGAGUGGGUCGGGACACUCCGCACACGGACGAUCUAUAUCUCCAUCCCCAUCAACAGCGAGUCAUGGAGAUCCACUUCUUCCAGUGGCUGAGAACUGGUGCCAUACACAGGUGAAAGUGGUUAAGUUCAACUAUAUGUGGACAAUUAACAAUUUCUCAUUCUGCCGGGAAGAAAUGGGCGAAGUGCUGAAAUCUUCCACUUUCUCAGCUGGUUGCAAUGAUAAACUGAAAUGGUGCUUGAGAAUCAAUCCAAAGGGACUUGAUGAAGAAUCUCGAGACUAUCUUUCGCUUUAUCUUCUUCUUGUUCAAUGUAAUAAAUCAGAAGUACGUGCGAAGUUCAAGUUCUCAAUUUUGAAUGCGAAACGAGAAGAGACAAAAGCAAUGGAAUCCCAGAGAGCUUAUCGAUUUGUACAAGGAAAAGACUGGGGCUUCAAAAAGUUCAUUCGGCGGGAUUUCCUUCUCGAUGAAACAAACGGAUUGCUUCCUGGAGAUAGAUUAAGUAUUUUCUGUGAGGUUUCGGUGGUAGCAGAAACAGUGAACGUAACAGGACAGACGAACGUGUCACAACUUUUCAAAGUGCCACCUUGUCGACUUGCCGAUGAUAUGCAGGGACUGUUCGAUAAGAAACAGUUUUCUGAUUUCACGUUGAUCUGCAAAUCUGAUUCCGGAGCACCAUCUCAAACUUUUUACAUUCACAAAGCGAUUUUAUCUGCCCGAUCAAGAGUUUUCUCUGCUAUGUUCGAACAUCACAUGCAAGAGUCUGACACGAAUAUGACGACAGUUGACGAUAUUGAACCAGAGGUUAUGCGUGAACUUCUUGUGUAUAUGUAUACCGGACAAGCGAAAUAUAUAGAACAAAUGGCACAGAGUUUGAUUGCCGCUGCUGAUAAGUAUCAAUUAGAUCGGUUAAAGGUGAUGUGUGAACAAGCAUUAUGUUAUCAACUUACAACCGACAAUGCUUGCUUGACACUGAUGCUCGCAGAUAUGUAUUCGGCAGCACAAUUAAGAGCACAUGCAAUCAAUUUCAUCAACGUCAACGCCACGGAGGUUAUGUCAUCAGAAGGAUGGGAAGACUUGGUACGAGAACAUCCCAAACUGCUGGAAGAAGUUUUCAGGGCUUUGGCAACCCAACAAACGCCGCCGGUCGUUCUUGUCCAGCCGCCAAAGAAGCGACCGAAGCACUGCACCUAUUGA
Messenger RNA from Caenorhabditis remanei, 1356 nucleotides. RefSeq lists its product as uncharacterized. Gene Ontology annotation, molecular function: ubiquitin protein ligase binding. NCBI's taxonomy places the organism in Eukaryota, Metazoa, Nematoda, Chromadorea, Rhabditida, Rhabditidae. Gene Ontology annotation, cellular component: cytoplasm; nucleus. Bases 1 to 1356 code for a protein of 451 amino acids. The transcript has 7 exons. Gene Ontology annotation, biological process: regulation of proteolysis; proteasome-mediated ubiquitin-dependent protein catabolic process. The record is from RefSeq and is a predicted model, not a curated record.